Leguminivora glycinivorella is the source of this 1260-nucleotide messenger RNA. RefSeq lists its product as uncharacterized. Lineage: Eukaryota; Metazoa; Arthropoda; Insecta; Lepidoptera; Tortricidae. The transcript is spliced from 5 exons. Bases 103 to 618 code for a protein of 171 amino acids. The record is from RefSeq and is a predicted model, not a curated record.
GUUCGAGUUCGAAUUCGGAAUCCUUUUGAUUGGCGUUGCGUUGAGUGUACUGUACUGGGAUAACUUUAUUUUAUAUCUUCAUCUAUUCACUUAUCUCCAAAAAUGAGCCUAGAGGAGAAGAAAGACCCAAUAUAUUUAGAUAUAUGUCAUCAAUUAGAUGCUUUCUGUAAAAGAGUUGAAGAAAAAGUGGACAAAGACCAGCAGCAGUUAAAAGCGCGGAAGAAAAAUACUGAACUCGAAGAGAAACUAGCUCAGGAAAUGAAAAAGAACGCGGAGCUGUUACGACAGUUAGAAGAGGUUUCGAACCGGUAUUCGGAGCUGGACCGACUGUGCGCGAUGUUCCCUGGGCAGGUCACCAUCUCUGACAACGACCAGACAAGGCUUGAUCAGGCCAAGUUAUCAUAUGAAGUUGCCAAAGAGCUGACAGGAGUGAGGUUUGACUACACAGCACCACCCAACAUUUGCAAAGGCUAUGUGAAAAGCGAGUCCCGGAAGCUACUACAGCCGUUCAGUAUAGAGGUUCAGCCGGACGCCAGCGCUGCCCUCUGGCGGCUGGCGGAGGCAGUCGCCGCGCCCGAGUGGCGGCUCACCGACAAAGAGAAUAUGCCACCCAAUUGACACCUUCACAACCAAGAACCUGACUAUAAAUCCUUUAGUACCGUUUCGUAACUAAAAUUGGUAACCAGCUUCGAAACGGGAAAAAAAUCCCAAUUCGUAACUGGCUUCAAAUUGGGACUUUCCCAUUACCUACUGAUUUGUAACCACGUCUGGUAACCGGCUUCGGAAAGGGAAAAAGAAUCCCGUGUUGUAACUGGUUACAAAAUGAGACUAAAUCAUUACCAAUUCGUAACCAUUGUAUGGUAACCAGCUUCCAGAUUAGGAUAGCGUCAUUAUUAGAAUAUUAUUAUGAAAUUACACUAUUUUAUAUUGACACUGACAGUAACUCUCUGACUUUGUUGGUCUUUGUACAGUCGACCAAUUAGAAUCCCAGGCCACUCUAGAACCCUGUCGUAUUGACACCGUGCUUUAUUUGCUAUAGAAGUCAGUUUGACUUUUACUGUAAAAGGGUUCUACAGUGGCCUAGGAUUCAGAUUGGUUGACUGAACGAAAAGUACUGAAUUUUGAUGAACUAGCAUGUUAAAUAUUUUUCAGAAAAUACGAUAUUAAACUAUUAUGUAUAUUGUGACGACCGGUCUGGCGCAGUCAGUAGUGACCCUGCCUGCUACGCCGCGGUCCCGGGUUCGGAUUCCGGUAAGGGCA